AUGGAAAGACUACACAUCUGCAUUGAUUGCGGCGGUUCAAAGACGUCAAGUUCACUAGCCGCGUUCUCGACCACCCCCGUGAUCCUCGCCAGAGGUGCUGCAGGGCCAUCAAACUACAAGGAUAAUGGCCUCGUCAUCUUCCUAAACGCCAUCCGGACGGCCACUCUCUCUGCUCUCUCCCAGGCCCUCGCGGGAGAAUCUGUCGAGCUACCGACGGUCGAAAACGUGUUGAAUUCAUCGCAAAUCAUCACAGAAUCACACAAGAAGUAUCUAUAUUCUGCCUGGAUUGGCGCAUCCGGCGUCGACAGCGCGACCGACAUCGGCACGCUCGAGCCGCUCUUAUCCCGCCUCUUGGGAAUCCCUCUAGAGGCACAGAGACUCGUGAUCGCCAACGACGCCCACAUAUUCGCCAGCCCGCUCCUCGCGACGCCAGAAUCCAUCAACCAUGCGGUCGUCGCCAUCGCCGGCACGGGAAGCGUCGUCAUCUCCUUUCGACGGCAGCCAUCGUCUAUCGCACCUACACAAGAGAUUGUCCAGCUCGCUCGUGCGGGCGGUUGGGGAUUCUUGUUGGGAGACGAGGGUUCAGGCUUUGCAGCUGGCCGAGAGGCUAUUCGAGAGGUUUUACGACGAUUCAAUGCGCAAGACUUGGAAGAUGCACCAUCACCGAGUGAUAAGAAUGGACUCACUUCAAUUCUACUCAAUCACUUUCAGCUCUCCUCACCGGACGAACUAUUCUCGGUCGUCUAUGCCCCCGAUGUACCAUCAUCCUCAUCUUCAAUCACAGCGCCAUGGGCAAGAAUGGAGAGGAAGCAAAGGAUAGUAUCCCUUGCCCCGCUCGUCUUUCACGCCGCCUUUACGCUCCACGACGAUGCAGCCCUCACGGCAUUGCGAAACUCGGUACGGGGACUCGCAUCUCAAAUAGCAGGGCUAUCUAUCCAAAAGAAAGGAUCAUCCUCGGGCAAGCGAGUCCCAGCAGAGUCAUCGAUAUUGGUCGUCGGGGGAUCGUUGCUAGGUGUGGCAGAGUAUCGACGGUUACUCGUCGAGGAACUUGCUAGUUUAGAUAGAGUAUUUUCAAACGUCGUAAUAUCCUUAUUCGUCUUCUGCCGCAAGUUUCUGCUCGACGCGCUGUACAAGGACCUUCGUUCCCUCUCGGCUCCCGAUGCAGGUCCUUUAGACGCGGAUCAAGAUGAUACGGAGCUCGAUACUCUCCCGACAGCGUCGACGAGUCGAGCGCCCGAGCUCCGUCAUCACAAUACCCCAGGAUCGGCUUCGUCGCUCAGUUUCGUGCACAGUGUGCUAUUCAAUAGAGCUUCUACCCUAUCAAAGGAUAAUUUCGAAUCGAAUCUAUCGCGUAGUGCCUUUGCGCUCUGUUUCGAAGAAAGUUGCAUCUUGUUCCUACUCGUCAUGUGUCAGGCUCUUGACGUUCUAAGCCCAAGGGUGCGCAAGCUGCACUGGACACUCUCAAUCUUCGUUCUCGUUAGCCUCGUGAUCAUCUUUAUCCCGCUUCUCCAAUGCCAUCUCUUCACCUACCGCACCACCAUCAAACGCACACUCAAGUCUCACCUCGCGUUUACACUCACGCCCUAUCUCUUCUACCUUUUCGCAUUCUCCUACGUACCUCUUCCCAAACAACAACUUGGGUCAUAUCAUCUGUUCAACAACGCUGUCGCUCGCAUGACGGUGCUGGGUACCCUGUUACUGGGACUGUUGAGCGGAUUCGGUGCGGUUAGUACCGCGUGGUCGUUUAGACCAUCUGUUAGUGCCUCCGAGGAGGUUACCGACAAGGACAUCAACUCUGCUGCUGCUGCCCUUGAGCGCGUUCGCACAGAUCUCUCUCAACGGCAACGAGAGGCACAGGAAAGUGGCGCAGUACAGGAAAGUCCCAGUUGGCUCCCCACACGCUUGUUCAAAGGACCUUCUGGAGCGUCUGCUCUGCUUCAGGAGAUUGAGGGCUUGAGGGCACUAGAGUCGCAAAUGGCGCGCAAUCUAGAUGCAUUACAGCGUCGCAGGGGAGAAAUCGCGUUCCGGAGAACGUUAAAAGGCAGGAUAUUUGUCAUCAUUGGACAAGCCUUUGCCGUUUACUGCGUAUUUCGAAUCAUAAGCUCGGUUCGCAAUCUGAUCUUUGGUCCGAGCACCGAACCAGGGCUCUCGUCUCCGGAUAUCCUAACUCAUCUCCUUGCGCGCAUCGUCUCGUUUUUGCCCCUUCCUCACUCCAUCGAAUUGACGCCUCACGCCAUUGCAUCGCUUGCUCGACAAAUCAGUCUGCUACUCGUGGGCUGUAUCAUUCUCAGCAGCGUGCGUGCUGUGUUGAGGCAGAUUGCAAGGGUGUUGAGGGUGUCAAGUCACUCGCUCGGUGCCGCUUUCUUAUUGCUCUUUUUGGCGCAAUUGAUGGGAACGUACCUACUUUCGACGCUGAUCCAACUUCGCACAUCGUUUCCACCUAGCCCACUCCACUCGGGUCCGGGAGUCGUUCCACCUCCCGCAAAUACGACAGCAACACCACCCAACACGGAGCUGGACGCCCCUCUGGACGUCAAUGGUCCUGGUGCCUUUGAAGGUAGUGGCGAAGAAGAUAACUUAUUUGCCUCGCUACCGGAAUAUCAACUUUUCGGUGUCCUCUUCGACGCGUCCUUCCUCCUCGCGGCCAUCUUUACAAGCGGUGUCGUCUGGGCACAUAAAAGACUCAAUCGGGCAGAGGUGUUCACUUGA
This is a messenger RNA of Serendipita indica DSM 11827, 2709 nucleotides long. NCBI's taxonomy places the organism in Eukaryota, Fungi, Basidiomycota, Agaricomycetes, Sebacinales, Serendipitaceae. The record is from the annotation of a GenBank genome assembly.